CCAAUUCCAUGUCGACGACAAGGACAUACAAGAUCUGCUUCUUGUUGGAUUUCCCAAGGAACUACUUUUUUAAUUUUAGGAUGUCACAACAGUUCCUUAAAUGUCAAGUGUAAAAAGGUUUUGUAGCGUGAAUUUGUUGUUGUAAAACAUGAUUAGAUGGAUAGAUCCAAAGCCUGCCUUUUGCCUUUUCUUUUUCCCUCUGUUUCCUUCUUGUCCUUCCUCAGUAUUCACUCAUUUUGGUCUGUUCUCCUACUGAAUCGAUUCCCUUCUUUGCUUUCCCACUUUAAGCAUCUUCUCUUUGCUUGAUCAGAGAGUCAUGGAACCUAUCAUAUUUGCCUGUGGAUGGGUUAAUACAUAUACUUCACCUCAUUUCAGCGCUGGUAACCUAGGCUCUGGCCACCAUGGCAGGGCUUGGUACUGGAGCACCAAUCGUGAAGGUGUAUCAUGAGAAAUCUAUAAUCUUACCAGAUGUGUCAAGGGUGCUUGCAUGCCUGUACGAGAAGGAAAUCGACUUUACGAGAGAGACAUUCUCCUCUUACAAGAGCCUACUCAGACUUCAGGCAUCGGGCCAUGUUCCAGUUCCAUUCUAUGAUGGACCUAAUAAAUUCCUAGAAGAAUCAAGAGAAAUCUGCCGCCAUAUAGCAGAGACUUAUGAAGAUCAUGGAUACCCAUUUCUCCUUGGGAAGGAUUCCCUUGAGAGGGCUUCCAUCGAGGAAUGGCUCCACCAUGAAGAACAUAAUUUCAAUCCUCCGAGCAGAUCCUUGUUCUGCCACUUGGCCUUUCCUGUUGCUGAAGAAGAUGAUGAUAUAGACUUGCAGACGAGAAAGCUAGAAGAUGUCCUGGAAGUUUAUGAGCAAAGGCUUGGUGACAGUGAAUUCCUUGCUGGCAACAAGUUCACUCUUGCUGACCUCGUACACCUGCCAAACUCCUACCACAUCACAAAUUCUGAGAAGUUUCUGUACCUGUAUGAUUCAAGGAAGAAUGUGCAGAGGUGGUGGCAUGAUAUUUCUAGCCGGGGUUCUUGGCAGAAGGUGCUGAAGGUUAUGCAUGAGGUGGAGCGGCAGAACAAACAGGAGGAACUUGACAAGCAGCAGCAGCGCAAACAGGAGGAACUUGAGAAGCAGCAACAGCGUCAGUGGCGGAGACAGCAUCCUCCAACCAGCAGAUCCCCGUUCCGUCUAGACUCCCGGGAGCAACCCAGCACAAAACCUCACACGAUAUUGGUUCGCCCCCCUGCUAGUAUCAUCGCUCCCAAGGCUCCUCAAGCAGAGGAGCCUCAUCCUACUGAAACUUCCCGUGAUGAAACACCAGUCUCCUCAAGCAUAAGUAUUCCUACCACUCAUAAAGCUCCAGAUAUCCGAAGCAAACACACUAUCAUUUCUACUACACAUGAAGAAAGACCACCAGCCUCCCUCCAAAGUACUCCUAGAAUUCCUGAAAAAUCUCCUAUUCCUGUCGAAAGAAGAAUCAAUUUUUUUACCCCAGCUACCUCUCCUAUCACUGAGAAACCCUCAAGAAACGGUGCUGAUAAGUCCAGAAUUAGAGAUGCCCCACUUCCUUCUGAAGCCACUGAAAUAGACCUCCCUACUAAAUCCAAGCCAAGUUCAUCCAAAAAAGCAUCUGAUAACCUUCACGAUUUCUAUGAGGCAAGCAGACAUACAGAUGAAGCAGAACCUUAUACUGGAUCCAUCUCACAAAAACCUUCAGAAAUGCUGGACGAGAUAUCUGAAACUGAUGGGCCCAGCAAUGCCAUUGAUCAUGCCGAAACCAGUCCAAGAUCAGCUAAAGAAGAUUCUGACCGACUCAGGACGUCAGGUUUCUGGACUGAGAACACAGCCCCCACUGCUGAUACUCAGGAUAAGAAAUCAGUUCGAUACACUGAGCGUACUUCACAAAGACCUGUUGGAAAUAUUUCUAGCAGAGCUACUGACCAGAGAGUUACAUAUACUUCUCCUGAGAAGCCCCAUUCAACUGAAGCUCAUCAGAAACUGCAGUCUGAGCAGUGGCAUGCUGCUGUAGCUGGGUUCCCUGCUGACCGCAGAAAAGAUGCUUCUCUUCCUAAGGGUGCACGAGAUGACACUCAAGCUAUUCCAUUACAUGAUGAUGAUACCAACCAGGAAGCCAGAGAAACUGCAUCUGCACCAAGGCAAACAAGAGCUCAAGAUCCAUAUGAUACCUCUGAAGGAACAUCAUCCAGAUCACAACCUAUCAGUGCUCCACAUGAUGCUGUUCCUCCGCCCAAGCAAGCAACAUCUGAAGGCCCUUAUGCACGAAAGGAUGUUGUGGAAGCAAGAAGGUUCCAUGUUGACCGCAGAAAAGAUGCUCCUCUCCCGAAGCGUGUACGAGAUGACACUCAAGCUAAUCCAUUAUAUGAUGAUGAUGAUGAUACCAACCAGGAAGCCAGAGAAACUGCGUCUGCACCAAGGCGAGCAAGGGCUCAAGAUCCAUAUGAUACCUCUGAAGGAAUAGGAACUUACCACUCUUCAUCAUCUAGACCACAUCCUGUCAAUGCUCCACAUGAUGCUGUUCCUCCACCCAAGCAAGCAGCAUCUGAAGGCUCUCGACGUGCAACCACACCAUACCUAGCUGCUCAAGAGGUCUUCCAGCAGGGUAAGAAAAGUCCUGCAUCAAGGCUAAUAGUGCCUCAUGAUGCCCAAGGCAGCACUGAAGAAGAGACUGUGGAAUCAUCAUCCAAAGCACAUCCAUUGGAUUCUCAUCUGGCUGAUGUUCGUCCACCUAACCAAUUUUUGGAUGAAGAUGGUUAUGGUGCAAUUACACCAUUGCAAACAGGAGAUACAGAUGAUCCAUAUAAUGAGAAGCGAGAUAGAGGCGUUGCUGCUCCAAAGCGGAUGAUGUCUCAAGAUGCCUUUGAAGAAACGAAGAUGACUGAUUCUGCAGCAUUUGAAGCACAAACAUCAGAUCAUUGGCAAGCUGAUGCUCCUCCACAAAAGCAACGGCCAACUGAAGAUCCUGAAACUACUGCUUCACCAUCCAAGAAAAGAUAUACUGAUGAUGAAGAUACGGCCAAACAAGCUAAGCAUGCUCAUCAGAAACUGCAGUCUGAGCAGUGGCAUGCUGCUACAACUGGUUUGAGUAAGCUAAAGGGAGAAGCUGAUGAUUUGAUGCCUCCUACUCAACAAGCAAAACCUAGCAAAGAUGUCCAACAUAUCUCACCACAAGAUGCAGAACAAGCAAACACUUGGCCUCUUGCACAAGAACCAGCAGGCAUGGAUGGACAACUGGUGCAAGGACCAGAAAGGACAGCUCGAACACCCCACACUGAUAAGAGAAGAGAUGUUUCUUCUAUGCUUUGGCGACAAGCUGCUGAUGUUCAAGGAAUUGCUGAGGACAGAGCAUCAUCUGAUCAGGGAGGUGCUGUAAGGCCCCCUUAUGCACCCAAGGAUACUGCGGAAGCAAGAAUUGUCCCUGCUGCUCUCAGAAAAGAUGCUUCUUUCCCAAAGCAUGCACAAGAUAAAACUCAAGCUGCCCCAUUAUAUGAUGAUGAUCAUGAUACCAACCAGGAAGCCAGAGAAACUGCAUCUGCACCAAGGCGAACAACCACACCACAGGAUGCUGUUCAUCCGCCCAAACAAGCAGUAUUUGAAGGCCCUCGACGUGCAACCACUCCAUACCCAGCUGCUCAAGAGAUAAUGCAAGCUAGGAGAAGUCCUGCAUCAAGGUCGACAGUGCCUCAUGAUGCCCAAGGCAGCACUGAAGAGGAAACAUUGGAAGAAACAAAGUUCGUGGAAUCUGCAUCAUCCCGAGCUCAACCUGUGGAAGACACCUCUGAAGAAGCAGAGACUCGUAACUCUGCAUUGUUUAGAAGACCAUCUCCAGAUGCCUGGCCGGCUGCAGCUCCUCCAUCAAAGGAAGCAGCAGCUGAAGACGCUCUUAGAGUGAGUCAAUCAUCCCCAGCAAGAUAUCCAAGAGCUGAAGAAACCAGCAAACAACCUAGAGCCCCUGUUUCUAUACCAACACAUAUAGCAGCUCAAGAUGCUAGGGAUGUCUUUAGAGAGCCAAAUGUUGCUGAUUCCACACCAUUGCAAAAGAGAUACCCUGAUGCCAAAGAUGUGGCCAAGAAAUCAAAAAUUUCUGAUUCUGCACCACCACGAGGGCAACCUUUGGAUUCUCAGAGAGCUGAUGCUCCAUCAUGGAAGAAAGAAGCAGCUGAUGCUCCAUCACGAGGGCAACCUUUGUAUUCUCAGAGAGCUGACGCUCCAUCAUGGAAGAAAGAAGCAACUGAAGAUCCUCGUGCAACUUCAGCAUUUGACAAGACUCGUCCUUAUGUUGAAGAUAGCACUAGGCAAGCUGCAGACACUGAUUUUGGGCCAAGGCAGAUUGGAGAUGAACACACUGAAGAAAAAAAGGUUGCUGAUUCUGCACCAUCUGUCAGAGAAAGACAUACUUACACCCCACGAACUGCACGUCCUCUGUCACAGCUAGCAGAAGAGGAAGAAGAUGCCCAGGAUAAAUACAGAGAAGGUAGAGAAACUGCACGUCCUCUGUCACAGCAAGCAGAAGAGGAAGAAGAUGUCCAGGAUAAAGACAGAGAAGGUAUGGAAACUGUUUCUGCACCAAAGAAAAUGGUGUCCAGAGAUGCUCAUGACACAUAUGGAGAAAGAAGGACUCCCCACUCUACAUCCACCUCACCCACACCAUCCAAAGCACAACCUGCAGAUUCUCGGAGCCCUAUCAAGGUGGAGAGACCACGUUCUGUUUAUGAGGAGGACCAUCUCGUUGGCCAAGAUAGCCAUAAGCAACCUCAAACCCUCCCAACUGGUGGGAGAGCAGAUGGCUCUACACUAAAGCAUCAACAAGAUCCCGUGGUUCCAUCUAUUUCUGAAGAGAAAUCAAGUACUCCUCCAGCUCCACCCAGAGCAAGAGUUCGUGACGAUCAUCCUACUGAAGAUCCAUUUAAAGGAGACAUUGUUGGUGACCGAAAAGGAGCACCACCUCAAUUGGGCCAAGAACCAAUUUCCCAAGUCCAACGUGCCACAGAACUGUCACAGGAAGCAGCUCCUGAUGGUGAACUGUCCACCAUUGAUCAAUGGCGGCGCACAUCUGUGCCAUUACAAGGUGAUGAUGUGCUGGGUGGGUCUACCAUUGAUCAAAAGCCAACACCAAUGAGUGAGCAAUCAAUACCCAGUGCUCGGCGUGCCAAUGAGAUGGUCAAAAAAGAGCAAAGAAUGGUACCACCUGCACGAACAGGAGCACAAACGCCCGAUGUUCAGCGUGCUCCAUCAUCAUUCUCAAGAGCUGACACGGCUGAAAGAGAUAGAGAGCCGGUACAAAUGCAAGCACCUACUCAACAUGCUCGGCCUACUUCAGUGCCUACCAGAAGAGCAACUCCUGAUGCUCGUGACACUAGUGAUCAAGAGUUUGCAAACAAAUCUGAUGCCCAAAGAUGGAAUGCCUUGAAAGCUAAGCAUGAUUUAGCCAUGACCAGUGAAGAUGAUCGGAAUGCCAGUCCAUCAACUCAUGAUGCUGCUGUUGACAACAAGACAGCAUUGCCUGCCAGUGAAGCACAAGGUUCAGACACUUGGCCUGGUUCAACAGCAACCCCCGUAAACGCUCAACCUACCAGUGGUGAUGCACGUGUCGGAAGAUUUUCACGUGCUCAAGGGGCACAACCACCUGAAUCAACUCAAGCACAAACCCCUUUUGAUGCUCCACGUGACUCUGUAUCAACCCCAGAUGUACCUCGUGACACCUUGGACAAGACCAAAUCUGCCAAACCAACUUCAACUGAAGGCAUGACACCUACAGCUGCAGCGCCAACUUCGAAGGUCCAACUUGCUGAACAGAAAUUUGCUCCAUCAGAUAAAAAAUUAGCCCCUGCUGCGCCUGAAUCAAGUAAAGAAGAUACUAGUUUUUCUGCUCCUGAGAAACCACAAACAAUUUUUCGUCAAGAAGCGAGACCAUCUGCAGCAAUCACAAAACAAGUUCCAUCCUCAGAUGCCCACCAUGACAGGAAAAUCCAGCAUGUCACCCUUGCUAAAUUUCCCCCUGAUGAUUCACCAAUGCCAGAUCAAGAUUCAAUUCAGUCUGCACAACAAUCUUCCUCAUCUGAGACUAGCAAAGAAGAGACUAUCGUUGCUGCAGCUGGACCGACAUUGCCAACAACCGUCGAUAAAGACACACAAGUUUCUGGACGCCCUAUCAAGGCGGAGAGAACACCUUCUGUUUAUCAGGAGGACCAUCUGGUUGCCCAAGACAGCCAUGAGCAACCGCAAACCCUCCCAACUGUUGGCAAAGCAGAUGGCUCUACACCAAAGCGUCAACAAGAUCCUGAAGAGAAACCAAGUACUACUCCAGCUCCAUCCAGAGUAAGAGUUAGUGACGGUCAUCCUACUGAAGAGCCAUUUAAAGGGGACAUUGUUGAUGACCGAAAAAGAGCACCACCUCUAUUGGGCCAAGAACCAACUUCCCAAGUCCAACGUGCCACUGAACUGUCGCAGGAAGCAGCUCCUGAUGGAGAUAUGUCUAGCAAACCAUCCACCAUUGAUCAAUGGCGGCGCACAUCUGUGCCGAUACAAGGAACUUCCAAUUCUGGUGAUGAUGUGCUGGGUGGGUCUACCAUUGAUCAGAAGCCAACACCAAUGAGUCAACAAUCAAUACCUGGUGCUCGGGGUGCCAGUGAGGUGGUAGAAAAAGAGCAAAAAAUGGCACCAACUGCACGACCAGGAGCACGAACACCUGAUGCUCUCAGCGCUCCGUCAUCAUUCUCAGCAGCUAACACAGCUGAGAGAGAUGCAGAACCAGUACAAAUGCAAGCACCAACUCUGCAUGAUCAAGGGGCACAACCACCUGAAUCAACUCAAGCACAAUCACCUUUUGAUGCUCCACGUGACUCGGUAUCAACCCAAGAUGUACCUAGUGACGCCUUGGACAAAACCAAUGUUGUCAAACCAACUUCAACUGAAGGCAAGGCAGCAGCUCCAACUUUUAAGGCCCAGCUUGCUGAAGAGAAAUUUGCUCCAUCAGAUAAAAAAUUAGGUCGUGCUGCACGACCAACUUCAACUGAAGGCAUGACACCUACAGCUGGACCAGCGCCAACUUCGAAGGCCCAACUUCCUGAGCAGAAAUUUGCUCCAUCAGAUAACAAACCUGAGAAACCACAAACAAUUUUUCGUCAAGAAGCGAGUCCAUCUGCGCCAAUCACAAAACAAGUUCCAUCCUCAGAUGCCCAUCAUGAUACUAGGAAAAUCCAGCAAGCCACCCUUGAUAAUGUUCCCACUGAUGAUUCAUCAAUACCACCUUUUCCAAGUCAUGAACAAGUUUCCCAUGCACCACAAGCAUUCCCUAGUAAAAAAGACAGGGCACCUGCACCAGGCACAAAGGACUCUCCAGCCUCAAAUACCCAAAUUGCUUCAGCAAAAGUCCAGGAAACUAUGCCUGACAAUUAUGGCAUUGAUGAGUUAACAGUGCCAUCUGUCUCAAGUGAAAAGCAAGGUUCCUAUGCUGGAUCUUCUACUGAACCACAUGAAGGAUCAUUUCCUGAUGCUUAUGGUGCCACAGAUGACAAGGACAUAACUAAAUAUCCAUCUAGGCAAGCACCAGUUUUAGAAUAUAGGCCUGAUUCAACACCAGCUGAUAGUUAUGUUCGUCCCAUCAGUGGUAGCGAAGUAUUUCCUGCUGUAAAGAAAUCUGCCCCAUCAGAUAAAGAUUCAAUUCAGUCUGCCCAACAACCUUCUCCAGCUGAGACUAGGAAAGAAGAGACUAUCUUUGCUGCAGCUGAACCGACAUUGCCAACAACCGUCAGUAAAGACACACAAGUUUCUCGGCGCCCUAUCAAGGCGGAGAGAACACCUUCUGCAUAUCAGGAGGACCACCUGGUUGCCCAAGACAGCCAUGAGCAACCUCAAACCCUCCCAACUGGUGGCAGAGCAGAUGAUUCUACACCAAAGCGUCAACAGGAUCCUAAAGAGAAAUCAAGUACUCCUCCAGCUCCACCCAGAGCAAGAGUUCGUGACGAUCAUCCUACUGAAGAGCCUUUUAAUGGAGACACUGUUGAUGAGCAAAAAGUAGCACCACCUCUAUUGGGCCAAGAACCAACUUCCCAAGUCCAACGUGCCACUGAACUUUCACAGGAGGAAGCAGCUCCCGAUGGAGAUAUGUCCAGCAAACCUUCGACCAUUGGUCAAUGGCAGCGCACAUCUGUGCCGUUACAAGCUAUAACUCCCAAUUCUGGUGAUGAUGUGCUGGGUAGGUCUACCAUUGAUCAAAAGCCAACACCAAUGAGUGAACAAUCAAUACCCAGUGCUCGGGGUGCCAGUGAGAUGGUAGAAAAAGAGCAAAGAAUGGCACCACCUGCACGACCAGGAGCACGAACACCCGAUGUUCUGAACGCUCCAUCAUCAUUCUCAGCAGCUGACAGAGCUGAGAGAGAUGGAGAACCAGUACAAAUGCAAGCACCAACUCUGCAUGAUCAAGGGGCACAACCACCUGAAUCAACUCAAGCACAAUCACCUUUUGAUGCUCCACGUGACUCGGUAUCAACCCAAGAUGUACCUAGUGAUGCCUUGGACAAAACCAAUGUUGCAAAACCAACUUCAACUGAAGGCAAGGCACCUACGCCAACUUCGAAGGCCCAGCUUGCUGAAGAGAAAUUUGCUCCAUCAGAUAAAAAAUUAGCUCGUGCCGCACGACCAACUUCAACUGAAAGCAUGCCACAUACAGCUGGACCAGCGCCAAGUUUGAAGGCUCAACUUUCUGAGCAGAAUUUUGCUCCAUCAGAUAAAAAACCUGAGAAACCACAGACAAUUUUUCGUCAAGAAGCGAGACCAUCUGUGCCAAUCACAAAACAAGUUCCAUCCUCAGAUGCCCAUCAUGGUACUAGGAAAAUCCAGCAAGUCACCCUUGAUAAUGUUCCCACUGAUGAUUCAUCAAUACCACCUUUUCCAAGUCAUGAACAAGUUUCCCAUGCACCACAAGCAUUCCCUAGUAAAAAAGACAGGGCACCUGCACCAGGCACAAAGGACUCCCCAGCCUCAAAUACCCAAAUUGCUUCAGCAAAAGUCCAGGAAACUAUGCCUGACAAUUAUCGCACUGAUGAGUUAACAGUGCCAUCUGUCUCAAGUGAAAGACAAGGUUCCUAUGCUGGAUCCUCUACUGAACCACAUGAAGGAUCAUCUCCUGAUGCUUAUGGUGCUGCAGAUGACAAGGACAUAACUAAAUAUCCAUCUAGGCAAGCACCAGUUUUAGAAUAUAGGCCUGAUUCAACACCAGCUGAUAGUUAUGUUCGUCCCAUCAGUGGUAGCGAAGUAUUUCCUGCUGUAAAGAAAUCUGCCCCAUCAGAUCAAGAUUCAAUUCAGUCUGCCCAACAACCUUCUCCAGCUGAGACUAGGAAAGAAGAGACUAUCUUUGCUGCAGCUGGACCGACAUUGCCAACAACCGUCAGUGAAGACACACAAGUUUCUCGGCGCCCUAUCAUGGCGGAGAGAACACCUUUUGCUUAUCAGGAAGACCAUCUGGUUGCCCAAGACAGCCAUGAGCAACCUCAAACCCUCCCAACUGGUGGCAGAGCAGAUGAUUCUAGACCAAAGCGUCAACAGGAUCCUAAAGAGAAAUCAAGUACUCCUCCAGCUCCACCCAGGGACGAUCAUCCUACCGAAGAGCCUUUUAAUCGAGACACUGUUGAUGAGCAAAAAGGAGCACCAACUCUAUUGGGCCAAGAACCAACUUCCCAAGUCCAACGUGCCACUGAACUUUCACAGGAGGAAGCAGCUCCAGAUGGAGAUAUGUCCAGCGAACCUUCCACCAUUGGUCAAUGGCAGCGCACAUCUGUGCCGUUACAAGGUAUAACUCCCAAUUCUGGUGAUGAUGUGCUGGGUGGGUCUACCAUUGAUCAAAAGCCAACACCAAUGAGUGAACAAACAAUACCCAGUGCUCGGGGUGCCAGUGAGAUGGUAGAAAAAGAGCAAAGAAUGGCACCACCUGCACGACCAGGAGCACGAACACCCGAUGUUCUGAGCGCUCCAUCAUCAUUCUCAGCAGCUGACAGAGCUGAGAGAGAUGGAGAACCGGUACAAAUGCAAGCACCAACUCUGCAUGAUCAAGGGGCACAACCACCUGAAUCAACUCAAGCACAAUCACCUUUUGAUGCUCCACGUGACUCGGUAUCAACCCAAGAUGUACCUAGUGACGCCUUGGACAAAACCAAUGUUGCCAAACCAACUUCAACUGAAGGCAAGGCAGCAGCUCCAACUUUUAAGGCCCAGCUUGCUGAAGAGAAAUUUGCUCCAUCAGAUAAAAAAUUAGCUCGUGCCGCACAACCAACUUCAACUGAAAGCAUGACACCUACAGCUGGACCAGCGCCAAGUUCGAAGGCUCAACUUUCUGAACAGAAUUUUGCUCCAUCAGAUAAAAAACCUGAGAAACCACAGACAAUUUUUCGUCAAGAAGCGAGACCAUCUGCGCCAAUCACAAAACAAGUUCCAUCCUCAGAUGCCCAUCAUGAUACUAGGAAAAUCCAGCAAGUCACCCUUGAUAAUGUUCCCACCGAUGAUUCAUCAAUACCACCUUUUCCAAGUCAUGAACAAGUUUCCCAUGCACCACAAGCAUUCCCUAGUAAAAAAGACAGGGCACCUGCACCAGGCACAAAGGACUCCCCAGCCUCAAAUACCCAAAUUGCUUCAGCAAAAGUCCAGGAUACUAUGCCUGACAAUUAUCGCACUGAUGAGUUAACAGUGCCAUCUGUCUCAAGUGAAAGACAAGGUUCCUAUGCUGGAUCCUCUACUGAACCACAUGCAGGAUCAUCUCCUGAUGCUUAUGGUGCUGCAGAUGCCAAGGACAUAACUAAAUAUCCAUCUAGGCAAGCACCAGUUUUAGAAUAUAUGCCUGAUUCAACACCAGUUGAUAGUUAUGUUCGUCCCAUCAGUGGUAGUGAAGUAUUUCCUGCUGUAAAGAAAUCUGCCCCAUCAGAUCAAGAUUCAAUUCAGUCUGCAAAACAACCUUCCCCAGCUGAGACCAAGAAAGAAGAGACUAUCGUUGCUGCAGCUGAACCGACAUUGCCAACAAUUGUCGGUAAAGACACAGAAGGUAUGAGAGGCACUCCAACCUUUGAUUACGAGCCCACGGGAGAUAAACGUGCUGAUAUUCAGAGUGGUAGAUCUGAUGAAGUAGCCCUUCCAGAACAGAAAUCCGGACCCUCAGAUCGGGAUUCAGCUCGUUCUACACAAUCAAGAUCCUCUGCUGAGCCUAUGGAUAAAGAGCUUAAUUAUCCAAGUUCUGCAAAACCACUUUCCUCUGCCACACCUGACCAGACAAAGGACUCACAACCUACUAUUGGUCAACAAGCGCCUGCACCAGGAACAUCAGAAUAUCCAUCCUCAGAACCACUUUCUGUUGUUGAAAGAAAUGAAAAAAUUACUGUUGCUGAAGCUGAAAGCAAAGUGUCUCGACCAGUCAUCGCUCAGCAAGACGUUAAGCAUGUACCAGGCAUUUCAGAACCAGCACUUGAUAAUGUUUCGACGGAAGAAGAAUAUCAACGUGCUUCUGAGCCACGUGAAGGACCACCUCCUGAUGUGCAUGGCACCCUCGUUGACAGAAAGACAGCUCCCUCUUCUAGUCAAGUACAAAGUCCAGAUGCAAAACGUGAUGUGCUACCAUUGAGUGUUGAUGUUGCCAAAAAAACAGUUCCACCUUCUAGUCAAGCACAAAUUCUACCAUCGAGUGUUGAUGUUGGUCCUAGCAGUGAUGAACAGUCAACUACAAGACUUAGACGCGAUCAAGAGGCACAGGCGCAGCUACCUGCAGCAACUAAGAAACCACCACCUUUUGAGACUCCAGUCUACUCUAAAUCUAACCAAGAUGCCCCUAAGUCCUUCAAACUACCCUCUGGUGAUCAAGAUGUCAUGUCACCUAAAGUGGUGCCAGCAUCAGCAUCAGACACUCAAUUUGGUAAAGUAUCUGAUGAAAUAACUGAUGAUGGGCAAAACUCCCCUUUGUCAGCUCAAGAUAUAGCUCGUUCUGCACAAAGGCCUUCCUUUGUUGAGCCAACAGAAGAAGAUGGUAUUGUUGCUGCAUCCGAUCAAACUAACGAGGCACGGCCUAUAAGUGGUCAACGAGGAAUAACUCCUACUCCAGACAAACAAAGAAUUCCUGAUCUGCGUGGUGCUGUUGAUGAAAAGAUGUCACUUCCAUCUAGCCAAGCACAAAAGUCAGACAUUAGGCCUGAUUCAGCACCAAUUGAUGACGAUGUUCAUCGUACUAGUGGCGAUGAACCUGCCACAAGCUCUGUACGUGAUUCACAAGCACGGCCUCCUGCAGGAAUUCAGAAUGUACCUGCUGGUUUCUUGGAAAAGACCAAGUCACCAAGACCACUCUCCACUGAUCAAGAACCUACGGCUAGUCCAGCACCAGCUCCAGAUGCUCCACAAGAUCAAGAUUCGAAUCAUUCUUCACAGUUUUCUCCCUCUGUUGUAUCAAGGAAAGAUGUUGCUAAUGCUGAUCAAACCAAUGUAUCACAAGCAGGCCUGCGAGAGCCCCCGAGUUCAGAUGCUAAACUUCCUUCAGAGGAAAUACAAGAAUCUAGCCCCGAUGCUUAUCUCACCAAGUCAGAGAAACCACUUCCUAUGAAAGAUCCAGUUCGGCCUCCACAUGAUGCUUCCUUUGAUUUAUCGAGCGGUGAGAAGCCCACUAGGAUCAAAGGUGAUCAGGCCAGCACAAUAUCAGAUGGCAGUCCCUCAGCCAGCGAAGAAGUUGGUCAAUCUAAAAAUGGUGCAGUUAAAGGACCACUCGCUGCAGAGUUAGUAUCAUCAUUUCCUCAGAAGAACCUCGAAAAAACAUCACCUGAAGAAAAAUGGAACCACCAGCAGCAAACAGAUCAGUCCACCACUAGAUCAUCUGAAGAUAACAACAUCGAAGCCAGUGGAACUAGAAACCCUAACACCUCAACAACGUCUAGAGAUAUACAACCUUCACCACUCAAGGAAAGAAUGCAGGCAGUUGAAGGAUCCAGAAACCAACAACAGUCUGGCCAAGCUGUCUUUCAAUCAAUACAGGAUAACAGAACACAAAUUCAAGAAACUAAGGCCCGAGACACUGCAUUUGACAAGCCUGAAGUGAUUAGGCCUGAUUCAGCCCCAACCAGUGGUGAUGCUCAUCGUACAAGCGGUGAUGUGCCAACCACAAGUUCUUUACGUGAUUCACAGGCACAGCCUUCUGCAGGAACUGAGAAUGUACCUGCUGCUUACUCGGAAAAGGAGUCACCAAGACCACUCUCCACUGAUCAAGAAGUCAGGACACCUCUGACUAUGACUAACCCAACACCAGCUCCAGAUUCUCCGCAAGAUCAAUAUUCAAAUCAUGCUUCACAGUUUACUCCCUCUGUUGUAUCAAGGAAAAAUGCUGCUAAUGCUGAUAAAACCAAUAUAUCAGAAGCAGGCCUGCGAGGCCCCGCGAGUUCAGAUGCUACACCUUCAGAGCAAAUACAAGAAUCUAGGCCUGAUGAUUAUCUCACCAAGUCAGAAAAAGAACUUCCCAUGAAAGGUACAGACCCAGUUCAGCCUCCAGAAGUAGCUGCCUUUGAUUUGCCGAGCAAUGGGAAACCUACCAUGAUCAAAGGUGACCAGGUGAAUACAAUAUCAAGUGUCAGUCUCUCGGCCAGCAAGCCAGUUGGUCAGUCUGAAAGUUCAGUUGAAAGACCACUCUCAGAUGAGUUAGUAUCACCAUUUCCUGAAAAACACCUUGAAAAAAGAUCACCUGAAGAAAAAUCGAACCAGCAGCAGCAAACUGACCAGUCCAGCACUAGAUUAACUAAAGAUGAUAGCACAGAAUCCAGUGGAAUCGCAAGCCCAAAUAUCUUGACAACAUCCGGAGAUAUACAACCAUCUCCACUCAAGCAAAACAAUCAGGCAGCUGAAAGAUCCAGAAAACAACAACAGGCUGACCCUGUGUUUCAAUCAACACAGGACAACAAAAGGCAAACUGAAGAAACUGAGGCACAAGACACUGGAUCUGACCAGCAUGAAGAAAUCAAUCCUGAUUCAGCACCAACCAGUGGUGAUGCUAAUCGUACAAGUGGUGAUGGGCCAGCCACAAGUUCUUUACGUAAUUCACAGGCACAGCCUCCUGCAGAAACUCAGAACGCACCUGCUGUUUUCUCGGAAAAGAUCAAGUCACCAAGACUACCCUCCACUGAUCAAGAACUUGUGACACCUUUGACUAGCCCAGCACCAACUCCAGAUACUCCGCAAGAUAAAGAUUCAAUUCGGUCUCCUCAGUUGCCUCCUCCUGUUGAAUCAAGGAGAGAUAUUGCUAACACCGAUCAAACUGAUGUAUCACCAGCAGGCUUGAGAGAGACCACAAGUUCAGAUGCUAUGCCUCCUUCAGAGAAAAUACAAGAAUCUAGCCCUGAUGCUUAUCUCUCUAAGUCAGAGAAACCAAUUCUUCCUUUGACAGGUACAGAUACAGUUCAGCCUCCAGUUGAAGGUUCCUUUGAUUUGUCAGGCGAUGGGAAGCCCACUAUGAUCAAAGGUGACCAGGCCAACACAAAAUCAAAUGUUAGUCUGUCACCCAGCCAAGCAGAUAGUCAAUCUGAAAAUAGUGCAGUUAAAGGAGCACCCUCUGAUGAUUCAGUAUCACCAUUUCCUCAAAAGAACCUCGAAAGGACAUCACCUGAAGAAAAACCGAAGCAGCAGCAGCAAUCCAGCACUAGAUCACCUAGAGAUGACAGCAUAGAAGCCAGUGAAACCGCAAGCCCAAACAUCUUAACAACAUCUGGAGAUAUACAACCAUCACCUCUCAACCAACCGUCACCUAUGAAGGAAAACAUUCAGGCAGCUGAGGGAUUCAGAAACCAACAACAGGCUGACCAAGAUGUUUUUCAACCAAGACAGGACAACAGAAAGCAAAUCGAAGAACCUGAGCCACAAGACACUUCAACUGACUAUCCCGAAGACACAAAUGGAGCAUCUCAAAGGGCUGCUUCGGAACAACAACAGGGAGAAAAUGUCGGGAGGGUUCAGCGGCAGAGAAAUGACACAAACAAUAGCUAUGAACCAACUAAAGAUGCUCCAAGUAUCAUCCAGGCAGACAAUAAACCUGAGAGCAGCUCGAGAACUCCUGAAGAACCCAGGCAACAAGCACAGCCGGAAGGCAAAACUCGAGGUGGUGAAAUCAUGUCGCCAGCCUCUGAAACCGGGCAGCCUGAAGAAAGCGAUCUCCCACCAAGCAAGAAGGGUCGCACCAAUCAAUCUCAGUCAGAGACCUCCGCCAAACUGGAAGACCAAACCCCCUCUGCUACCCGGAACAGAGGCACAAACUCCAGCAAAUUGGACGGGGCAACUGAUGACACCAAAUCCGCCGACACGGACGAUAAUAAUCCAUCGUCAUGAAUCACAGCGGCAUGGCUCCUCAACCUACACGUUUUGCUGGAGUGCACCGCUGAAUAAAUAUCAAGGAGAAGUCUGUUUGGAAACUCACUCACCUUUCUGUCUUGUUUUCUUCUGUCUCUGUUUUGUUGCCCGUCCUCUUGUCAUCCUCGAAUGGGGCCAUUGUCAUGUAGUAAUAUUUUUUUCUUCCUGCUCUUUCUGUUGAAAACUGGCAGCUUGUUUGCUCGUGAAAGUGACUGUAUUCUGUCUGAUUUUUGAAAUUAUGGGACUGCGACCGGCAGCGUUGUUCUUUGCAACCAACUUCUUCCACUGUAACCAAUCCCAGUUACCUACUCAAGAUGGUUCUCUGCAGUUGCUGGUUUUUAAGUAUAUAUGGAUGUUAAUGUAAGCAAUGAUCCUUGGUCAAACCCAGUUCUCCUCGUAUGAUUAAUUGUUAUUGGGUUCUCUUAUCGAAUUCACAUACGAGGCUGGAUGUGAAGGCCGAUUUUACA
Molecule: messenger RNA, 15826 nt
Organism: Triticum aestivum (bread wheat)
Lineage: Eukaryota; Viridiplantae; Streptophyta; Magnoliopsida; Poales; Poaceae
Product: microtubule-associated protein futsch
Exons: 23
Coding region: 402-15338 (4978 amino acids)
Biological process (GO): glutathione metabolic process
Cellular component (GO): cytoplasm
Molecular function (GO): glutathione transferase activity; glutathione binding
Source: RefSeq, a predicted model, not a curated record